Chara braunii is the source of this 3454-nucleotide messenger RNA. NCBI's taxonomy places the organism in Eukaryota, Viridiplantae, Streptophyta, Charophyceae, Charales, Characeae. The record is from the annotation of a GenBank genome assembly.
GGGUAGGGAUUAUUGGCCCCAAGCUACCUCCCUCUUUACCCUGAAAAAUAAGAGGGGGGUUGUGAAAGGGUAAGGGGUAUGGACGAAUCCAAGAGCAGGCUCCAAGAUUUGCAUGAUGCUUCCAAAGAGGAGUUCCGGGUUACCAAGGACAUGGCAGAGGAGGCAUCAGCAAGCCAGUCAGCCUCUAGCAGGGAGAAAGGCAGGCUUACGGAAAGUCAAAGAAGUGCAGAUCGUGAAAGAUCGGAGAGGGCACAUAUGCUUGCCAAGAGGGAGAGCAAAUUUCUUCUGAAGUUGAAGGAAGUAGAAGGGGAGAGGCAAAGAGCAACAGAGAGGGUUGAGAGAGAGAUGGCCGAGGCAAGGACAGCCAUUAUGCAAGCGACACUGAGAGCAAAGGAGAUGGAAGCAAAAGAAGCUGCAAUUGAAGCAAGAAUAAGCAGUCUUGGUAAACGAGAGAGAGCAUUCCAGCCCGAAGAGCACGACACGAUGGGGCAGCGAAGCAAGAUGAUAAUGGAGGGUGAAAGCAAGGAACCUGGUAUCCAAAGAGUAAUAUCAAGGGAUCAAAGAAAUGAUCUGGCAGAUAACCAAUCAAGGGAUCAAAGAAAUGAUCUGGCAGAUAAGCACACAGACGGAAGCAGCAGAAGAGAAUCGGCUUCAUCGGCCUCACGCCGCUUCCAGCCUGGUAUGUCAGUCCAUGGCCUUCCAUGGGAGAACAACAAAGGGUUAACAACCUGGAGCUUUGAUGAAGCAUCAAAGCGUGCAAGCGAUUACUUGUCAGUCCCCAAGUAUGAGGUUGUAAAGGAGGGAAUAAAGGAAGAAAGAGAAAAGAGAGCCGUAUCUGGUCAAUGGAAGGAAAAGGAUGAAAGCUACAGAGCUCAACAGCAGAGAGGUGAAUCACAAAGGUCUUCAAACAGAAGGGGAUGGACUGAGGUGGGCUCAUCAGUUGAGAGCUGGGAGAUGACCCUACCUAGGAAGGCGCCUAAGUCUGAAGAAGGGGGCAGUCCACGUAGCAGUGGUGUUUUUCAGCAGUUGGAAAGUCAAGAGAAGGUUGACUCUGAUCCAGUUGCACUCAACAAGCUUGUGGAAUUGCAGACAACGUCAAGAGCAAGCCGAGCGAGGCUAGAACGCACGACCCGGGUUUUAAGCUCUCUCCCAAUCUCAGCCCCAGAAUCGGCCCGUGUGAUGCAGGCCUUGGAGUCACUGCGCUCACGCUUAGAUUCCCUAGAUGCAAUUGAAGCAGAGAUGAUGAAAGCUGCCAGCCAAAACCAAGAUGGUGGAGGUUCAAUCCCAGGGUGUGGCAACAACAAGGGGCUGAAAAGUGGUAUUGAAGAGCAACAACGUGCUCGUGCUGCAUGGGAGGAGGAUAUGCAAUGUGAGUUGGAGGCUAUGAGCUCCUUGCAGGUUUCUGCAGCAGGCUCUCCGUACACACCAACACGUUUCAGCGCAACCUCCACUGUACUCCCACCUCUACAAAUUCAAACCCACCAGGAACAACACAUGUUUCAUGCACAAACAGGGUCACCAUCAAUUGAAGGUUUCACUGCGGUUAAACCUGACAAGUGUAGGGAGGGGGGUAGUCUGGAAUCACCGGUUCCACGGCAUCCUCCAAGAGUUGCUGCCUCUAACACAGCAGCAGCUGGUCUGAACUCAGAGACAGGAUCAUCGUCAGAGGGUUACGUCAUCGAUUGGAAUUCAGGUGCCUGUGAAGAUAUCAGCAAGCCCUCCAGGCAUAAUGGAUUUGGAGUCCGCUCCCACAGAACUGACACAUCACCUCGGGAACAGCAAAUGAAUCCAUAUCCACAAUCCCCAUCUGACGUACGGAUGAGCAGACACAAUAUGCCUGCUGAAGUCCAUCACGAUCGGCAGCUGCAGUCCAAUCACCCACGGAGUGGGCGCAUGGAUUCAUCUGAUCUAGGAAGUCUUGGGAGGAGUGCCUCUUCUCCCUCUGCAACUCAUUCGGCUGGGAAAGCAGACUCCUUUGGGAGUGGUGCCAGUAGUCUAGGGAGAAGAAAGAUGGUAGAAUGUUGCCACCAUUCCUUGGCUUCCGCACAUUCGCAAAGAAAGCAAGCCACAGGAGAACAGCCGAAGUUGGCGACAGGUGAAACAACUCAGCAAUUGUCGACCGGGGCAAUCGGGGCAACUGCCGAGGGGCUAUCGGCAGCCACAGCCAAACCAUCCCGUUUCAGCCCUGCAACACAAAGUGACUGGUUCUCUCCAAAGGGACAUGAUGUCAAUGUCCCUCCAGCUUCUUCUACUCUGAAAAAUGUAGCCUCUCUAUCUGGAUUUCUUUCCUCUAAAACUAGAUAUAGACAGGGAACAUUUUCCUCCAGUGGGGAGGAAAGCCUUAAGAGUUGCUCUAUUCCUUCGCUAGAUCAAUUGCAACGACCUUACAUGAACGGUUCACAGAAGACUGCACUUGCUUCUGAGUUCCCAGGAAGUUGGACCCCUCUUACCCGCCUUGGAACAGACUUGCGAAGCAGCCGCAAGACGACAGAGGAUGACGAUGAUGUAUCCCUUACCCUCAAUAACCGUGACAUCAGAUGGUUCCUGUCUGAGGAGAAAGGAAACAUAGCUGCAGAGGAGACAAGCGAAGGGAGGAAGAAACGGGGAGCCAUGAGAUCUCAUGAUAGAGGUGCAGGACACCUGAUUUCCAAAGAGUCCACUUGUGGCAGUGGGAAGGAGGGAGUUGGCACACAAUCAAGUGAGAGCAGGUUUUCCAAAGGUGGAGGAGGCAGGCAGGAAAAGGACACUGCAUCAAGACAAGAAAGGUACAGUUGUUCUGCAAGAAGUGACCGAGAUGGAAGGCCAGGGAAAGAUGCUGCCUUCACUUCAUCAUCGGGCAAGGAGGAGAACAAACACAGUUGGAAACAACCUGGUAUGACAGGAGCGAAGCACGUUGCGCUUGCUAGUGGAGAGUAUCAGCUGGAGUUGGUGGCAAAGUUACGGGAGCGGCACUCUGCUCUGGUUCUUCAGAUUCAGUGCUCCAGCCAUUGUUGUUGUUGUUGUUGUUGUUGUUGGGGCGAAGCCGAGCACUGUUGCUGGCUGAGCAGUGCAGUUGAUGACACGACUCUUGCAGAUGUUGUUGCUGCAUCGUGUGUGUCUGUAGAUAGGACUGUUGUGCCGUCGACUGUUGCUGUUGCUGCAGGAGUUGCUGGACUUGCUGGACUUGCUGCACAGCCUGCACAUGCUGUUGAGCUUGUGACAAGUCGACCAGCGGUCCCUGCGAGGGCUGCAUAUGCUCUUGACAGUGCCCCUGUUGGAGAUGCUGGACUUGCUCCACAUCCUGCGCAUGCUGUCGAGCUUGUGACAGGUCAACCAGCAGUCCCUGCGAGGCUGCAUAUGUUCUUGAUAGUGCCCUGGUUGGUGUUGUUGAAUCGUGGGAGGGCACCAUUGAACGGGCCUCUCUUGUAACUCCAUUGCGGGUUGGUGUUCAUGCUUGGAGGGCUUCUGAGCAUCG